Gadus morhua (Atlantic cod) is the source of this 3430-nucleotide messenger RNA. It is a transcript of the gene wnt4, whose product is annotated as wingless-type MMTV integration site family, member 4. Gene Ontology annotation, cellular component: extracellular region. The transcript is spliced from 6 exons. Gene Ontology annotation, molecular function: frizzled binding; cytokine activity. NCBI's taxonomy places the organism in Eukaryota, Metazoa, Chordata, Actinopteri, Gadiformes, Gadidae. The coding region runs from base 723 to 1781 and encodes 352 amino acids. The record is from RefSeq and is a predicted model, not a curated record. Gene Ontology annotation, biological process: canonical Wnt signaling pathway; cell fate commitment; multicellular organism development.
GCUCAGUCAGCGCCCACACACUGACUCCUGUGCCACAGGGCAGAACCGGCGCACCGAGCGACGAGGUGGACCGUCUGUGAUGCGUGCUCCUGCCCUAGACAUAUGCUAUAUAUCUCCUUACAUGAGGGAACGAGGAGACUCUUCAAACCAGACCUGGCAUGGCGCGCAGUGAACACCGCGGCGUCCUCCAAGUGAUGAGCCACUAAAGAGACGCACCUGAGAGAGAAGAAAAAAAGAACCGCACAUAAAGUCCGGCUCCCCAGACGGGUCGUUAAUGGUUUUGCCAAUACCGCCUCUGCGCGCGCUCCCGGCGGCUUUAACGCGGACAUAAGGAGGAAGGUCAACACGCUGAGGAAGAAGAAGGUGGCAGUGAUUCAGUCCGCGGGAGUUUGGCGCCGUGGUUCACGGGUUUUCUCGGCUGUAUUUUUAGCAUCCCUGUGUUUUCCCUCUCCUGACCGUCGUCCUCCUCCUCCCGGGCUCCGGGGGAGAGCAGGGUGAGGGCGCACGGACACACGCCGCCCGCGAGGCUCCCUCCACCGUGCACUCUCGCUUGGGUGUGGGAGGCUUGACGAUGGAUUAAUCAUCCCUUCCUUCUGUUGAUCUGACCUUAUUCCGACCCCCCCGGUCACCUUGGGAAUACUUCAAGCUCCCCCGAGCGCUCGAGCGUGUUCUGACCGCCGGUACAGCGCUCGAGCUGCCCGGUCCAGCGCUCGGUAGUCGAGAUGAACGCAGAACAUGUGCUGCGCUGCCUGCUGAUGCUCUGCUUCGCCCUGUUCUCCGCCAACGCGAGCAACUGGCUGUACUUGGCCAAGUUGACGUCGGUAGGAAGCAUUGCCAACGAGGAGACGUGUGAGCGGCUCCGGGGCCUCAUCCAGAGACAGGUGCAGAUCUGCAAGCGCAGCAUCGAGGUGAUGGACGCAGUGCGCCGCGGGGCCCAGCUGGCCAUCGACGAGUGUCAGUUCCAGUUCAGGAACCGACGGUGGAACUGCUCCACGCUGGAGUCCAUGCCCGUCUUCGGAAAAGUGGUGACGCAGGGCACCCGUGAGGCGGCCUUUGUCUACGCCAUCUCUGCGGCCAGCGUGGCGUUCGCGGUGACGCGCGCCUGCAGCAGCGGGGAGCUGGAGAAGUGUGGCUGCGACCGCACGGUGCACGGAGUCAGCCCCGAGGGCUUCCAGUGGUCGGGCUGCAGUGACAACAUAGCCUACGGCGUGGCCUUCUCUCAGUCCUUUGUGGAUGUGAGGGAGCGGGGUAAAGGCCAGUCCUCCAGCCGUGCCCUGAUGAACCUACACAACAACGAGGCGGGCAGGAAGGCCAUCCUGUCCCACAUGCGAGUGGAGUGCAAAUGUCAUGGCGUGUCGGGCUCCUGCGAGGUCAAGACCUGCUGGAGGGCCAUGCCGCCCUUCCGCAAGGUGGGCAACGUCAUCAAGGAGAAGUUUGACGGCGCCACCGAGGUGGAGCAGCGCAAGGUGGGCACGGCCAAGGCCCUGGUGCCGCGCAACUCCCAGUUCAAGCCGCACACCGACGAGGACCUCGUGUACCUGGAGCCCAGCCCGGACUUCUGCGACCGCGACCCGCGCACGCCGGGCAUGCUGGGCACGGUGGGACGCCAGUGCAACCGCACCUCCAAGGCCAUCGACGGCUGCGAGCUGAUGUGCUGCGGCCGCGGCUUCCAGACGGAGGAGGUGCAGCUGGUGGACCGCUGCAGCUGCAAGUUCCACUGGUGCUGCUACGUCAAGUGCAAACAGUGCCCCAAGACGGUGGAGAUGCACACGUGCCGGUGAUGCACGGACGGACGGGGCAGUGGUGGCGUCGGACGGACAACCGGGUGGGACGGGGAGGGGCGGAGUGUGGGAUGUGGGACAGAGAGGGGCGGGGCGGAUAGGAGGGCCAGGAGGAGGGACCGAGAGGACACUCUGUGUGUCGACGGUAGAGCGUGAACGAUCUGACAAUAGUACCACACUAUGACAACCCUCUCCUUGUCCACCGGACCGGAGGUGGAAGGGGUCACGGGGAACCUUCAGAUGAAGAACCCCACCACACACACACACACACACACACACACACACACACACACCCCCCUGCACCCCCAUUAACCCCCAACCACUGGUCAAAGGGGGCAGAUGUCUGCAGUCAAUCAUAGUCGUUGUAAUCACACCGUGAGAAGGUGCAGAAUCCACUAGAGGGCAUAUUCUCUCUCCCUUUGUCUCUCAGUAAUGGCCGCCGCUCGCUGCGCUGGCCUCGUGCUGCCACCCUCGAGGUGCUCGGCCACCCCCUCCCUCACUCCCGUUUGUGUUUAUUAUCGUCACUUGUUUUGUAAUGUUUAACUUAUUAUAACGUUGUCGAGAGUGAGGACAAGUGUGUGUGUGUGUGUGUGUGUGUGUGUGUGUGUGUGUGUGUGUGUGUGUGUCUUUGUGUGUGUGUGUGUAGUAUACGUGUCAGUGAAGUGCGGCAGGUCGUUAAAGCACGCCGUGCGCUUGCACACGGGCUGAAGGUGGACACACGGACAGAUGAACACUAGUCGUAUGGACAGAGGGGGGUUGGUGGGGGGGUGUGUGCUGUGGUUUGGGAGGGGGGAGGGGGGGGGGGCUAUUAUGUUGUUGGAAGGGGGGGGGCUGCAUGCUCGCCCCCUGACCUUCUGCUGCUGCUGCUGCGGAAGGAACCCGCUGGACACAGAGACACAAAUCAAGGAGAGCGGAGGGCAGACCCCCGCCAGUGAGGGGCUGCUCGGACCACCGCAACAAUCAGAGGAAGGAGGGGAACAGACACACUGGAAGCAACACUCUUCACUCAAGGACCGGGACAAGAAGGGACGGUGUGUUGGGUGGAGGUUCUUCUGUGGCCGUCUGGUAGCGUUGUUUGGCUGUUUUUUGCAGCUGCUCUCCACUCUCCAUCAAGACCCCCAGAAAUCACGCCCUACACACGCGCACACGCAGACACACACGCAGACACACACGCAGACACACACGCAGAGACACACGCAGACACACACGCGGACACACACGCGCGCACACUCUCACACAGGAAAAGGAUUAGCUACAUGGCCAGAGACACCAAACUUUUCUCUGAGUGCAAACACACGCACACACACACACACACACACACACACACACACACACACACACACACACACACACACACACACACACACACACACACACACACACACACACACACACACACACAGGGGAGCUACCUUGACGCAAACAAAAAUCUGCAUGCAUGAGCAAACGCACCCACUCCCAUGCCACUGCCAGUGACUGAAUUGCACCUGACCAGUGAGAGCCACCAUGGUACAAUCCCAGCUUUCCUAUGGUAAUAUUGGUGUCACUGUACAGACAGACUGUAGAUCUACACAGACUUUAUACACUGAAGAAGACGUUACUGCCUAUGAAUGUAUGUUAAUAUGAGAUUAUAUGCUGUAUCAAAACAA